ACAACAGAAAUGGCGGCAUUCAGCUCUGCCGAGCUGGGUGGGUUUGGACGGAUGGAGAGAGAACAGAAAAACACAACCCAUGCAGCUGGUGAUGGUUCGGGAGCUGAGACAACUGUGCGACAGCUAACGCUAGAAGAGGCCAGAUGCCCAGUCUGCUUUGAGAUCCUCCUAGAGCCGGUGACUAUGCCUUGUAUGCACUCGGUCUGUCUUCCGUGUUUCAAGCGGACUGUGGAAUUGACCAGUUUGUGCUGUCCGCUUUGCCGACUGCGAGUGUCUAGUUGGGCCCGUAGACAUUCUCGGGAGAAAAGCCUUGUGAACACCGAGCUGUGGGAUAGAGUUCGGCAGAGUUAUCCCGAGAAGUGCAAGCGAAGAAUGGAACAGAGGGAGGGAGAGGCCGUAGGAAAAGAAAUAAUAUUUCGUGCUCCUGUUCACAUUUGCAAACCUGGAGAGAUUCGACAGGAAUAUGAAAAACAAAAGAAAAAGAUGGAGGAAGAAAAGGAAAAAGGAGAAAAGGCAUCAGAGGAAGACAUUCAUAAGAUUUUGGAAAAUGAUCAGAGACAAACGGGUAACCAGAGGAAGAAAACAACCUGUCACAAGCCUGUGGAGCCUGGACUGAUACCAUUGACCAAGGAGCAAGAGGAUAAAAAGAAGAAACAUCAUCACCAGAGAAAAGAAGAGUUCGGAACACUAAAGCACAUCCAAGAUUCUGUCCUUGGGGUGUUAUCAGACUCGGAGAACGAGGAGCCCAUAGGGAAAAGGACCAGACACACAUCUGCUUUUGUUCGCAAAACCAGAAGCUCGUCAGGCUCCGGUCGAAUUGUUCAGAGCCACGUGGGGCGACGCAGUAGAAGCUGCACCAGUACUGAAGAGGGCAGAGUGAGGAACAGUUGCCUAUCCCGAACGGCUGCUGUAGCUAAGACCAGCAUUGCCUACAGCUCCAAUGCCGGAAUACUACUGUCCUCUGAAAACAGCCGAUCCUUUUCCGCUCCCAUCCUUGCUCCUGACAAGAGGCUUGCCUGGCGGGGUGUGGUGGGUUCAGCUGCCCCACUCAUGCCCCCAAACUCCAAACCAGAGAGGUCCAUCAGUCCUGAGAGCAAUGACAGCAUCUCGGAGGAGCUCAACCAUUUCAAGCCCAUUGUUUGCUCGCCCUGCACACCUCCUAAGAGGCUGCCAGACGGGAGGAUAGUGGAGCCGGUCAUAGUGAAAUCCACGCCCAGGAACCUGAGCCAGAGUUUCCACAAAGCCACCAGCUAUGAGGCCAGCCCAACCAUCCUCCACAAGUGGAAGCAAAUUGAGAUGGACCGCCAGUGCACCAAGAUGACCUCUAAAGGCACCAUCACCAGCCCCAUCUCUGAAGACUUCAUCCCCAGUCAGAGCCCAGGCGAGAAAAAGAACAAACUCUGCAGCAGGACUCUGGAAAAAAGCGUGCUUAAGGACCACCUGACACAGGCUGACACCUCAGGACAGGACCGGGGCAAAACGUUAACGGGAAAUAAGCGACGUUUGUUAUUUGACACGUCUGCUGUUGAAUCAAACGCCUCCGCAAACCAGUCAGCAAAAGUCCACAGCCCAACAAAAGCCCAGUCAACACGGAGGACUUGUAAAGGGACCGGCAGAGUCGGGUGUGCUCUGUUGAGUGGGACACCUUCAACUGAAGAGGUGUCACACGCAUGUGGCAAGUGUGCAGGGGCCAUGCGAUGCAAUCGAAGCCCCGCAAAUGUUCAGGAUCAGACGAACGACUCGAACGGCAGGGAUGGGGUCAACAGCAGGCCUACCUCACGGAGGGGCCGGAAAAGGAGGCAAAAGACCAAGCAUUUGGAAGAGGCAGGGAGGGUGAAAGGGCCCAGGCUGCAGAGCAGAGAGGACGGUGACAUGGAGCCUGACUCAAGUUGCUUGUAUGCACAGCGGCUGCAGCAGGAGAGGGAGGACCGAGAGCUGGCUCUGAAACUUCAGAGGCAGUUCAACAUGGAGAGUCAGAUGGCAGACAGGCGAAAGACGAGCCCUGACAAGUACCCUCUCCGCUCUUGGUCCUCUCACGAGAGCCGCAUGGAACACUGUCCACGUCGAUCGGUUAGAAUCUCCCAAAAAAAACAGGCACUUUAGCUGCAGCUGUUAAAAACUUUGUUACUCACAGAUUG
Megalops cyprinoides (Indo-Pacific tarpon) is the source of this 2138-nucleotide messenger RNA. RefSeq names its product E3 ubiquitin-protein ligase RNF169-like. The record is from RefSeq and is a predicted model, not a curated record. Gene Ontology annotation, molecular function: metal ion binding; ubiquitin-protein transferase activity; nucleosome binding. Gene Ontology annotation, biological process: double-strand break repair. Lineage: Eukaryota; Metazoa; Chordata; Actinopteri; Elopiformes; Megalopidae. The transcript is spliced from 7 exons. The coding region runs from base 10 to 2103 and encodes 697 amino acids. Gene Ontology annotation, cellular component: nucleus; site of double-strand break.